Messenger RNA from Gasterosteus aculeatus aculeatus (three-spined stickleback), 6339 nucleotides. RefSeq names its product metabotropic glutamate receptor 3-like. Gene Ontology annotation, molecular function: G protein-coupled receptor activity. Gene Ontology annotation, biological process: G protein-coupled receptor signaling pathway. NCBI's taxonomy places the organism in Eukaryota, Metazoa, Chordata, Actinopteri, Perciformes, Gasterosteidae. The record is from RefSeq and is a predicted model, not a curated record. Gene Ontology annotation, cellular component: membrane.
CUCUCUCUCUCUCUGUGUGACAGUGCGACUCCUCCGAGCUAUCAGGAGUACAAACUUCCACCAUCCGGAGAUUCGUGUGCAACCUUCGAAGGAUCCAAGUCGUCCAGGUGUCUGUGGUGAUGUUGCCAUGUGCCAGCUGCCAUCUGCUCUUAUCGUGCUUUAUUCAGGAAUGAUGUCCAGAUGGUGUCUCCCUCCAUGUGUGGUCCAAUUCAUCGCUCCCUGACCACUUUGUGGGCCACAAACCAACCCAGGCACCCACGGCCACUAUUUGACUCAACCCCACUGUGCAUCGGCCUAAAUCCCUCAGUCCCAACCUUCACCCUCAGCCCCCUACAUCCUUCUGCCUCACUUUCUGUUAAGCCUCUCCUCAUAUUCUGACGACCGUAUCCCUCUCCGAGCCCAACAUGUCGGCCCGCGUACCCGCUCUAAUCUUAGUCAUGAUGUUUCCCGGCGUUUUGCUCUCGGUCGGAGACCCUCCUCCGUCCCGCCGGGAGAUCCGCAUCGAAGGAGAUCUUGUGCUGGGUGGUCUGUUCCCCGUGCACGAGAAAGGUGCCGGGAUGGAGGAGUGCGGGCGUGUGAAUGAGGACAGAGGGAUCCAGAGGCUGGAGGCCAUGCUGUUUGCCAUUGACAGAAUCAAUGAGGACAGCGCUUUGUUGCCCGGGGUCUCUCUCGGAGUCCACAUCUUGGACACUUGCUCCAGGGAUACGUAUGCAUUGGAGCAGGCUCUGGAGUUUGUGAGAGCCUCCCUGACCAAGGUGGACGACACAGAGUUUAUCUGUCCGGACGGAUCUUACGCUCUGCAGGACGACAGCCCGCUCGCGAUCGCUGGGGUUAUAGGUGGAUCCUUCAGCAGCGUUUCCAUACAGGUUGCCAAUCUUCUCAGGCUAUUUCAGAUUCCUCAGAUAAGCUACGCUUCGACCAGUGCCAAGCUCAGUGAUAAGACCCGCUACGAUUACUUUGCCCGCACGGUGCCCCCCGACUUCUACCAGGCCAAGGCCAUGGCCGAGAUCCUCCGCUUUUUCAACUGGACGUAUGUGUCCACUGUGGCGUCAGAGGGUGAUUAUGGUGAAACUGGCAUAGAGGCCUUUGAACAGGAGGCACGCAUGAGAAACAUCUGCAUUGCUACUUCAGAGAAGGUGGGGCGUUCUAACGCCAAGAAGUCCUAUGAAGCCGUGAUCCGUCAGCUCCUACAGAAGCCGCAUGCCCGCGUGGCCGUCCUCUUCCUGCGUAGCGACGACGCCAGAGAGCUGUUGGCAGCAGCUGCCAGGCUCAACACCUCCUUCAUCUGGGUGGCCAGCGAUGGUUGGGGGGCCCAGGAAAGCAUCGUCAAGGGAAAUGAGGUGACCGCCGAGGGGGCCAUCACACUCGAGCUGGCAGCCAAUCCCCUGCCAGAAUUCAACCGCUACUUUCUCAGCCUGAACCCGGUGAAAAACCAUCAAAACCCCUGGUACAGGGAAUUCUGGGAGCAGCGGUUCCAGUGCUCCUUGGGUGCGGGCGGAGCAGGGGGAGGAGGAGGAGGAGGAGGAGGAGGCGGAGGUGUUGGACUGGGAGGGACGUCUCUCCCGCCGUGCGACGUGGACCUGUCGUUGGACAAGAAUAACUUUGAACCAGAGUCCAAGAUCAUGUUUGUGGUCAACGCGGUGUACGCAAUGGCUCAUGCACUCCACUAUAUGCAACGCAGCCUGUGCUUCAACACCACCAAGCUGUGCGACAGUAUGAAGGCGCUGGAUGGCCGCAGACUCUACAGGGAUUACAUCCUUAAUGUCAGCUUCACAGCCCCUUUCUCUCCUCCAGGCAGUGAGACAGUUGUGAAAUUUGAUUCCCAGGGUGACGGCGUCGGCCGGUACAACAUCUUCAGCUACCAGCGCACAGCUGACCGCUACGGGUACGUGCCAGUGGGGGACUGGGCAGAGAGUCUGACCCUGAGCAACGAUCUCAUUCACUGGCCCAGGGUUGCGGUACCCACCUCGCAGUGCAGCGACCCCUGUGAACGCAAUGAGAGGAAGAAAAUGCAGGCAGGCGAGUACUGCUGCUGGAUCUGCACAGCCUGCGAGCCUCAUGAAUACCUGGCCGACGAGUUCACCUGCUUGCCCUGCGUUCCUGGCCAGUGGCCCACCGAGGAGCUGACGUCCUGCUACGACCUUCCCGAGGACUAUAUUAUGUGGAAGGAUGCCUGGGCCAUUGGUCCAAUUACCAUUGCCUGUUUAGGGUUCAUGUGUACCGGUCUGGUGUUCUGGGUGUUUAUACGACACAACAACUCGCCGCUGGUGAAAGCUUCGGGUCGAGAGCUUUGUUACAUCCUCCUCUGUGGAGUCUUCAUGUCCUACGCCUUGACUUUCCUCUUCUUGGCCAAGCCCUCUCCGGCCAUCUGUGCCCUGCGGCGCCUCGGCCUGGGCACUUCUUUUGCUGUCUGCUACUCGGCCCUCCUCAAAACAAACAGAAUCGCCCGGAUUUUCAGUGGCGUGAAAGACGGUGCGGUGAGGCCGCGCUUCAUUAGCCCAUCUUCUCAGGUGUUCAUCUGCCUGAGUUUGAUCUCCGUCCAGUUAGUGAUGGUGUCGGUGUGGCUGCUGCUGGAAGUUCCCGGGACGCGGCGCUUCACGUUGCCGGAGCGACGACAGACUGUCGUCCUCAAGUGUAACGUGCGCGACUCCAGCAUGCUGCUUUCACUGGUAUAUGACGUGCUCCUGGUCAUCCUGUGUACUGUGUAUGCCUUCAAGACCAGGAAGUGCCCAGAGAACUUCAACGAGGCCAAGUUCAUUGGAUUCACCAUGUACACCACAUGUAUCAUCUGGCUGGCCUUUCUUCCCAUCUUUUAUGUUACAUCCAGUGACUACAGGGUUCAGACCACCACCAUGUGCAUCUCGGUGAGUCUGACCGGGUUUGUGGUCCUGGGCUGUAUGUUUGCUCCCAAGGUCCAUAUUAUCAUGUUCCAGCCCCAGAAGAACGUGACCAGCCACAGGCUCAACCUCAAUCGCUUCAGUGUCAGCGGGGCUGCCACCACGUACGCAUCUCACGCAUCUGUCAGUGCCCACCAGGUCCCGACCGUGUGCAACGGGAGAGAGAUCGUCGACUCCACUACUUCCUCUCUGUGACCACAUCCAGUCCACUCUCUGAAUUUGCCCCUGCGACUGUUAGCCAAUCCAUGAGCAUUAUCCCCCCUACAAACCCAUCAUUCCCCAUCAUUCCCCCCCAUUCCCCAAUUUACACACACAAAAACAUACGCACACGUACACACACACAUGCACAAACAAACAAACAAUCUCCUUUGUGGACUUACAAGUGUAUUGUUUCAAAAUGUAGAAAGUGUGUUACUAUAAUUAAAUUAUUUUCUAGGGAUGUACAUACAUGGAAUCAACAUUGUUGUAAGUAGAGAAACAAAAGAACAAAAAAUGUUUUUAGGAGGAAUUUUUGGAGCCUUUGUUUUUGAUAGCUUUGUUAUGAUGCGGUGUAAAUAGACAUGUGCGUCAUCAUGGUAGGAGGGUGUGUGUCCCUCAGUCUGGAUGCACAUGUGUGGCUCUGCUUGACUCACCUGCAAUAUCCCACAGACUUUUUAUUCUCAUGCUUUUUUGUAGGUCUCAUUGUAAUAACCAAUUAUGUACCUAUUUCUAUUGUGUGUCUGUACAUUUGUAUAUUAUACUACUGAUGGUUCAAACAGCACAAUGUUGACAGUCUUGUAAACCUUGAAUGAAUGUGGGCAAAAACAUAAAGUGCACGGUAUAGGAUGGCUGGAACAGACGUGUACACAAAUCCACCAAACUCAACAACUUACUGUUACACUGUGCCGGAACAAUUUUCACUUCAUCAAUUCACCUCCUGAUAGAUUUUCAUUGCAUCCUAGAUCAAUAUAAAGAACCCACGGUAGCUGUUUUUGCAGGGAAAAAAUAUGUUUUGCUUUUGAUAGAAAUGUUCAUUUUUCUAUUUCUAAUCCCUUUAUCUUAAUGACCAGAGUUCCAGACGUGUGUUCACCAAGGAAACAGACUCUCAAACUGCCUCUUUAUUCAGAAGGUUGUUGUAUUGGAUUUUUAAUAACAACUAACAACACGACUGAAGAGAUACAACACAUCAAAUGUGUUUAUUUCGUUUCAAAACUGUCAAUACAGAGUCAGUCAACAAACAAACACAAAUUGCUUUCUUACCCACUAAUUACAAAGUUGUGCUCAGACAGUUCAGACACAAACCACUAAUGGAGGUAGAAAGUUCUUCUUUGCUGAACACAUUUAGAAUUUUUACAAGUACAGGGGAGUGGUAGCUUGUUUUUUUUGUCCCCCAUAGACACAGUAUGUGGUGAUGUUUUUAAUAUGGCUCUGUGCCUUAAUGUAUGUUUGGUAGUGCUCCAGGUAGGGAUUGAAAAUAGAUCAGUUUUACAUUACGGGAUGAAAAUUACUGGAAAGUGUAAAAGUGACCUCUUGUUUCACUUCUUGAGCACUUGUUUCAAGGCAACGCCAAUUAGUUUUCUUCCCUAGUAAGCCUUCUGCUAUUGAUUGUUUACCUAAGUGUUGAAACAGUGAAUCUGAGGAAUUUAGGUUGAAAUGACUUUCUCUACCCCUCCCCUUCUUUGUCCAGCCUGUGAUUAAAAAGAAAUACGAAAUGGACAUUUUUGACCGAAAACCGAUCAUAAUGAAUUCACUUUACAUUUUUUUUUACAGCUCGGCUGCACCGAUAAAGAAAGGAAAGGGGAAGAGAAAAGCUCACAUACCGAUUAGGUGAAGUUACUGAGUUGUCGACUUGUCGAAGUGUGCAGUUUACAUGCCUGUGUUAAAUGUGUUGACAUUGAGAGGCACAGUGGAGCAGCUGGCUACGGCUCACCAGAGGAAACAGAGCACACAAUGUCAGCUGUCUGCAGAUACUCCAGCUAACAAAAGGAUGUUAGAGCAGAACUCAUGCAGAACAUGCAUUGCAUUUAUCAGAACAUCCCAUCCAACUACAAACAGUAGCUGGAAAUACAAACAGACUCUUUGCUGGGUGACAGUUGUGAGGGGGCGAAAUUACCUGACAAAAUAUUAAUUGUGUUUUUUCCAAGAAAGUCUAAAUAGCCUAAACUACUUUGGCACUAGGUUACAACAUCUCAUUGCUAAAAAAAAAAAAAAGUGACCUCUUGGAGAUUGAAAGAAUUUGAGAGGAUGCGCCAAGAUGAGCCAACCUGCAUAGGGGCGUGUGUGUGUGUGUGUGUGUGCGUGUGUGUGUGUGUGUGUGUGUGUGUGUUUAGGUGCAGAGAGCAUAAGGAGAGAGUGAUGUGGCAAAGCAGAGGGGAGCUGCUGCUAGAUUAUGUAAAGCACUCCCACAGCACAGAAGUCACAGCGCUUCUAUGGAGGCUGAAAGCACCUCGGAGAUUCACAGUCUUUGUUAGCAGAAGGCUUAGCCAUUCACUCAGUGGUCCUGCUCCCACAAGAUACACCCCGCAUGGCAGGUUGCUACGGACAACCGCCGCCACAUCCGCUGCCGGAAUGUCUAUUUGUCCGCAUGUAGAGGAGGGGUGAGGAGAAAGCGAAAGACGGGGGAAAUAGAAAAAAGGCUGGUCGCUGGUUGUGAUUCAAAUUGGCAUCUAGUGAUGAGAUUUGGCUGAGCCGUGCCCUGCACUCUACUCCCAGCUUUUAAUGGCCACACAAAUAGAGCACUUAACCCGGGUUCCCCUCUCAUUUAGUCCAGGCUACCAGUCUCGGACAACAGUCCCACACUCUUCCACUGAACCCGGCCUCUUUAAACCCACCUCACCCCUUGAACCCUCAUCUCCACUCUGUGUGUGAAACUUACUGCUGAGUCAGCCUCAGCCAAAGACCACCUGAAGCCAAACCAACCGAUUGGGAGCCCGGCCCGGCCCCCACACUUAAAGUCUGACACUCGUACCUGGGUGCCCACCGCAGCACAUACCGAUGAGGUCGACCUGAGGAAGUUGGAGGAGAUAGAUGAAGAAUUUGGAGAGUGUAUAGAAAAAAAAUGAAAAUUGCACAUAAAGAAAACGGUAUCCCGUUCAAAUUCAUUCACAUUUAUCACAUCAUGUACACAGUGACUCUCAGUGGAAACUUUUUUAAAUGGCUUCCCUCAUGAAUAUCCCUUUCAUUCGGCAAGCCAUCCACUACGGACGUUGUUCCUCUCUUCGGCCUCUGCCAACUGCCAUGUGCUCCACGGUCUCUGUGCUGUGGCCCCUUGUUAUGUAACAGAAUGUGUCCUUUGGCCUCUCGACUUUGAAACAAAACGAGAUCUCUGCGGCAAAAAUGAAGCUGAGGUCAAGCUAAACUCUGGAACGGAUCAAUCAAAGCAAUAGUUCCGUGUUUAUGAUACAUGCAACAAAGAGGCUGUGAUUACAUCAUAAUAAAUAACAGUUGAGGUCAACUGCUCGUC